This is a messenger RNA of Protopterus annectens (West African lungfish), 4398 nucleotides long. RefSeq names its product solute carrier family 25 member 11 (gene SLC25A11). The transcript has 8 exons. NCBI's taxonomy places the organism in Eukaryota, Metazoa, Chordata, Ceratodontiformes, Protopteridae. The record is from RefSeq and is a predicted model, not a curated record. Gene Ontology annotation, molecular function: sulfate transmembrane transporter activity; antiporter activity; thiosulfate transmembrane transporter activity. The coding region runs from base 138 to 1079 and encodes 313 amino acids. Gene Ontology annotation, biological process: malate transmembrane transport; succinate transmembrane transport; oxaloacetate transport.
UGUUUCGUGCGCAUGCUCCUCUGCUUCCUACUCAAUACACGGUGUCACCUUGUUUCAAUGUUCAUAAAGGAUUACUGCUAGGCAAAAGGAGACUUCUGUUCUGGGAUUAGUGGGAUUCUUACACUGUUCUGAUCGGCAUGGCAUUCUCAUCUGGAGCGGCUGGCGGAGGGGCAGCCAAGGCCCGAACGUCCCCGAAGUCUAUAAAAUUCCUUUUCGGUGGGUUAGCAGGGAUGGGGGCAACUGUAUUUGUGCAGCCGUUGGAUCUGGUGAAGAAUCGGAUGCAGCUUAGUGGGGAAGGGGCCAGAACAAAGGAGUACAAGACCAGCUUCCAUGCUGUGGGCAGCAUUCUCAGGAAGGAAGGGGUACGUGGUAUUUACACUGGGCUAUCAGCUGGCUUACUUCGGCAGGCCACAUAUACGACAACUCGUUUGGGUAUCUAUACAAUUCUUUUUGAAAAAUUCACCAAACAAGAUGGCACACCUCCUAACUUCUUUAUGAAAGCAUUAAUUGGUAUGACAGCUGGGGCAGUAGGGGCCUUUGUUGGAACGCCAGCAGAAGUAGCCUUAAUCAGGAUGACUGCAGAUGGCAGGUUACCAGUAGACCAGAGGCGAGGAUAUAAAAAUGUGUUUAAUGCUUUAAUAAGGAUAACCACUGAGGAAGGCGUGACAACACUUUGGAGGGGUUGUAUCCCAACUAUGGCUAGAGCAGUUGUCGUAAAUGCCGCCCAACUUGCAUCUUACUCUCAGUCCAAGCAGUUCCUCAUGGACACAGGCUACUUCAGAGAUGAUAUUCUGUGCCAUUUCUGUGCUAGUAUGAUAAGUGGACUUGUUACUACCGCAGCAUCAAUGCCUGUAGAUAUUGCAAAAACAAGGAUUCAGAAUAUGAGAAUGAUAGACGGCAAACCUGAAUAUAAAAAUGGGCUGGAUGUUUUAGUAAAAGUGGUCCGAAAGGAGGGCUUCUUCAGUCUCUGGAAAGGAUUUACACCAUAUUAUGCUCGCCUGGGCCCUCACACUGUCCUCACAUUCAUCUUCUUGGAACAGAUGAACAAGUACUACAAGAAAUUUUUUCUAGAUGCUUAAUUUUGAAAUGUGGGGCCUCCUGUUUAGUUUGGGAAGGUGCUUUAAUUCCAUGAGCAUACUCUGUGUGGCCAUGUUCUAUGCCUAGAAAUAGUCUGUGCAUUUCAAGUCUUGGCACAGACUGUGAGUAGGUUUUAUGAAUUAAUAUAUUUAUGUAUGAAUGAUGAGCACAGGAUCAGAGUGGGUUAUUUAUUCUUUUAGUAAUGUGGAGUUAAUUAACUCUUCAUUAUUAUAGUCCUGCUUGAAAAUGGAGACCUUUAGACAAUUUGUGGUUGUGGUCUCUAUGCCAUUUAAUUCUGAGAGAUUAUAUAUCCUCCCAGAUUUGUGCUGUUUGAGAUGUGAGAAAUCUUAAUUGCUGGAGGUCCCAGAGAUAAUGCCCUUAACCCUCUCUCCCCCGACAAACUGAAUUUGCUCCUUAUCUGUUGAAACUCUGGUGAAGGAACAGGUACAUUUAAGAACUCCAUUAUAUAUAGUAAGAUUGUGCAGUAUAUCGACUGAAGGCAGUGGUUCUAUCUUUAAAUCUGGAGGCUCAAGUGAUUACAUGGUUAAAGGUAAUAUGUUUGCCUCAUGGUAACUGGAGUCCCUUUAUGACCUGCUCUUUGUGUCAUGGUCUCAAGAAAUAGCACAUACCUCAAAGCAGAGUAAGUUAUAUUUGAGGAAUAGCAUUUUUGAGCAUAUUGUUUUCUUUGUACUCCAGACCUCUCUUGAAAAAAACUCUUUCCAUAAAUUGUUAUUGGUUUGGGGCAUAAUCAUAGAUGUAAUGGAAGACCACAUCAUGGCCAGUGUUCCAUACUCUUGUCUUUACUGUCCUAAAUGCUUUUUCCUUCUAUGCAGAAAUUUAAUCCAUAAUCUGGAAGCGAUUUGUAUUAACACUGUUGUCUUAGACUUCCUCGCUGGUCAAGCAGGUACAAAAUGAUCUAAGUAAAGUCCUCCCUACAUAUUCCUCCCUUAAGCACUUUGUUUUUAAGGCAGUAGUCAUAUUUCAGUUUUGUACUACCUUUUUAAUAUGGUGCUAUAUUUUGUUCUUAAUUCACAUUAAUUUUGGUAAUUAUUUUUAUUCCAUCACAUCCAUUUUGCAUUACUUCUGAAUAGCUUUUAUUAAUUUAAAAGUUAUUGGGCUUAGAUUGUUGUCUUGGCCGUACAUUUCUGCAGGAAGUUAGUAGGAUACAUUGACAAAUUUCCUGCCUUUUGAAGGAGGAGAUAUUUUUAUCUCGUCUGUCAUUGCACAGAUGUCAUGGCAUCUUCAGCUUUUGGAUAUUUUGUCAAAGUGUAGGUCAGGACAGAAAGGAGAAGCCAGGAGCAGUUGUAAUAUUCACAUGGCACAUAUUGAACAAAAUAAAGUUUAGGGUUCCCAUCUAGAGAGAUGGGGCAGAUGGAAAAUCCCUUAAUAUUAGUGCAUCCAUGCCCUAAAGAUUUCUUAUAAAACUUGAAAAAGCUGCUAAUUUGUAUCGUUUGCUUAGUUACAUGCAUGGAUGCAUGGGCACACACACACACACACACACACACACACACACACACACACACACACACACACUCAUGCUCCCAUGCAUGCACACAAACACACACAUACAAAAUUGCAGCCAUUAACUGUAGCUGUAGAAAACUGUGUAUAAUGUGUAUGUUCUGAGUCAUUUCUUCUGUUAACUACCACAGACCAGUCUCUGGAGUCUUCAGAGUUCAUUCCCCAAAUUCCAGAUUUCCAAGUGUAAUACUUCAUGCCUUGUAACUGUCUUUGCGUUAAACCCAAUAAUGUCUCUUUCUGACGUUCAUGUAGAAUUGCACUUGAUUUGCUAAGAGUCAAAUAGGAAAGAGGUUACAACUAUAUACAGGGAAAACAGAGUGGGUAGAAUUUUGAGAUCAUUAAAAUGUAGAGUUCUGGUACUGUAAGAAUAUGACAGAGGUGAAGGAAUUCAUGUUUGCAUGCAGCAAGUUUGGGGGUACUCAUUUGGUUAAAUGUUUAAAAAAAUGUUCAAGUUUUAUGUGCUGCAUUUGAGUUUUCACUGACUAGUAUAGUAGCCCUCGAAAUUGUUGACCAACUUUCCAAAAAAAAUAAAUAAAUAAAUAAAAUAAAUAUGUAUGUGUGUGUGUGUGUGUGUGUGUGUAUAUCUAUCUAUCUAUCUAUAUAUAUAUAUAUAUAUAUAUAUAUAUAUAUAUAUACGUAUAUACAUACACACACACACAUGAGGCAGAAAAUGGUGAUAUUUAUGGUCUGAUGCCACCUACAUAUUUAAGCAAACUUUUAACAUGUACUGUACUUAACUUUGAUCCUCUGUUAAAAGAAGAGAAUUGAUUUAUAAAAUAAAUGGUUUUCCUCAAGGCCUUUUCAAGUUGAUGUGGGUUUAGCAUUUUUGUGGAUGCAGUUGAGAAGUGACUUUCAUGGAUGGUUUGGUUUCUGUUUCUUACUGAAAUGUUUUUGGAAAGACCAGACUACAAAUGCAUGUGAAGCCCUGGAAGGAAAGGAUGCUGAGUAGAUCUGACAUCUAAUUUUGCUCGUCUGUUUUAUUUAUGGAACCCAAUUUACAUUUUGAGAAAUAAUGAACAGCAAGCAAGUAUACUUCAGGAAGAUUGCUAUGAUUAAAUUUUUUUCAUUUUACCCAUUUUGUAAUAAUACUGUCAUCCAAGAACAGUUCAGAUUUUUCAGUACUUUGUAGCCCAGCAGACUGUUGAUGUUGUGCUUUCAUGCUUUGCUGUGUUCAUGGAACUUGGCAGUUCACUGUGGUGUAUUCUUUUACCUUGAUCAUUGGCUUUUCCUGUAAAUUGUUGUCUCUCUUGCCUUUUGGCAUCUUGGAGACUUUUAGUGCAUUCAUUGCUGUGCUGUGCCCACCUUACAUCCCUGGGGGCCUUUCAUUCAUUGCCCCCCUCCCACCAGUGGAAUCAACACAGCAGUGGCGCACCACUACGAUAUUAUUGGCUGAAGUGCCUACCAGAGUAGGGUGGCAAUGGCCAAUAGGCCAGCACUGCAUAGGGAUCUGAAAUAAAGUUAUCCAGUGUAUUACCUUGCUUAUUUUGAUCAUGCCAGACAAGUAUAGCCAUGGUAGUUCAACACACAUAACAUGUGUGAGUCUUAUUUUAGGUAGAAAUCUGAGGUGUGGUCAGAUAACAGCAUUUACUUUAAAUUCCUGACAUAAUGCCAGGUUAAGUUUUACUUUGUAAGAUGAAAUUUAUCUGCAUUUUUUAUCAUGCAGUGUUAUGUUUUGAAUUUUAUUUUUGGAUGAUGUCACAGUUAGUAUUGGAGCUAUUACUUGUAAAUUGCGUUACCAAAUGUGAAAUGAUUCCUUUGAGAAUCUUUUAUUGUUUUAAUAAAGUUAAUAUUAAUUCUGAA